CAACACAAGUCGUUUGUGACCAGUACGUUUGUCGCCUACCCACAUUGUGUGCAUUGUGCAAUAACUUAUAAUUUGUUCAUUUACUUCUCCAAUAUUUGUUUUGAUCAAGACUUUAUGGACUAAUGGCGGAUCAUUUAGCAGAACGCAAACCAGGCUUGGUGACGGUGGAACUGAACAAAACGAUAUGGGAGGUGCCAAGUCGAUACACCAUUCAGAACCCCGUCGGGAUCGGGGCAUACGGCCAAGUCGUGUCUGCCAAUGACAAGAACACAGGCAUGAAGGUGGCCAUUAAGAAACUGGCCCGGCCCUUCCAGACUCCCAUCCACGCCAAACGGACAUACAGAGAAUUGAGGAUGUUGAAACACAUGGAGCAUGAGAACGUGAUCAACUUGAUGGAUUGUUUCACGCCCGCUGUCAGACUGGAGGACUUCAAUGAUGUGUACCUGGUAUCCCCUCUGAUGGGAGCUGACCUGAACAACAUACUCAAGACACAGAGACUCAGCGACGACCACGUACAGUUCCUCGUCUACCAGAUCCUCCGAGGCCUCAAGUACAUCCACUCAGCUGGAAUCAUCCACAGGGAUCUCAAACCCAGCAACAUCGCUGUCAAUGAAGACUGUGAGCUCAAGAUUCUGGACUUUGGUCUAGCCCGGCACUCAGACGAGGAGAUGACGGGCUAUGUGGCGACCCGCUGGUACCGCGCGCCAGAGAUCAUGCUCAACUGGAUGCACUACAACCAGACAGUGGACAUCUGGUCUGUGGGCUGUAUCAUGGCGGAGAUGUUGAUGGGCAAACCUCUCUUCCCUGGCAGUGACCACAUUGACCAGUUGACCCGAAUCUUGAACCUGGCCGGCACUCCGAGCGAAGAACUCAUGAAGGAAAUCAAAAGCAAUGAUGCGAGAAUGUUCAUCAAGUCCCUGCCUGUGAUGAAGAAGAAAGACUUCAAGUCUGUGUUUCUGGGAGCUAAUCCUCUAGCCAUCGACCUGAUGGAGCGAAUGCUGGACCUGAACACCCGCACGCGUCUCAACGCCACGGAGGCGCUGGCCCACGAGUACUUCAAGCAGUACGCCGACCCCAACGAUGAGCCAGAGGCGGAGAAGUACGACCAGUCCUUUGAGGAGAUGGAGCUGGGCAUAGAGGAGUGGAAAAAGCGGGUCUUCAGCGAGCUAGAAAACUUCCAGUGUCCGGCAGAGCCGAUGUCCUAGUGUUUGUGUGGGCUCCAUCCAGUUUUUUUGUUUUUUUCACUUCUUAUUUUCCGUUGAGAAUCUAUGUAAUCAUGUUGGGAAGUGUGGUGGCAUGCUGAGAGUGUG
Aplysia californica (California sea hare) is the source of this 1310-nucleotide messenger RNA. RefSeq names its product p38 MAP kinase. Gene Ontology annotation, cellular component: nucleus; cytoplasm. The coding region runs from base 123 to 1205 and encodes 360 amino acids. The transcript has 12 exons. Gene Ontology annotation, molecular function: ATP binding; MAP kinase activity. Gene Ontology annotation, biological process: protein phosphorylation; intracellular signal transduction. The record is from RefSeq and is marked provisional. NCBI's taxonomy places the organism in Eukaryota, Metazoa, Mollusca, Gastropoda, Aplysiida, Aplysiidae.